AUGUCCUGCUACGACCUGUGCACCCCCUCUGUCUGCGGCGUCAGCCGCCCCCAGCCCCUCGCUGACAGCUGCAACGAGCCCUGUGUCCGUCAGUGCCCUGACUCCACCACCUUGAUCCAGCCACCUCCUGUCAUCGUCACCUUCCCUGGCCCCAUCCUCAGCUCCUUCCCCCAGGAUGCUAUUGUGGGAUCCUCUGGAGCACCCAACCUUGGGGGUUACGGGAGCUCCCUUGGCUAUGGGGGCUCUGGCUCCCUGGGCUACAGGGGUCUGUAUGGAUAUGGAGGCUCCUCCCUUAGUUCUGGGGGUCUGUCUGGCUACGGGGGCUCCUCCUUUGGCUAUGGAGGUCUGAAUGGAUAUGGGGGCUCCUCCUUUGGCUAUGGAGGUUCCUCCCUUGGCUAUGGGGGUCUGAAUGGCUAUGGGGGCUCCUCCCUUGGCUAUGGGGACUCAUCCCUGGGCUAUGGGAGCUCCUCCCUGGGUUACAGGGGUCUGUAUGGCUAUGGUAGAUCUUACAGUUCUGGCUCUUGCAGCCCUUACUCCUACCGGUAUAGCAGGUACAGACGUGGCAGCUGUGGACCCUUCUAA
Molecule: messenger RNA, 582 nt
Organism: Antrostomus carolinensis (chuck-will's-widow)
Lineage: Eukaryota; Metazoa; Chordata; Aves; Caprimulgiformes; Caprimulgidae
Product: scale keratin
Exons: 1
Coding region: 1-582 (193 amino acids)
Cellular component (GO): intermediate filament
Molecular function (GO): structural constituent of cytoskeleton
Source: RefSeq, a predicted model, not a curated record